Messenger RNA from Aphanomyces astaci, 1996 nucleotides. RefSeq lists its product as hypothetical. The record is from RefSeq and is a predicted model, not a curated record. NCBI's taxonomy places the organism in Eukaryota, Oomycota, Saprolegniomycetes, Saprolegniales, Verrucalvaceae. Bases 1 to 1965 code for a protein of 654 amino acids. The transcript has a single exon.
AUGUCGCUGGCCGUGGAGACGGCGAGGCACCUUGCGGCGGGGAGAUGGACCGAGAAGAACUCGCUCUUCCGCGUGGGAGACAACAUCUCGGAAUGGCUGGUGAUGCUGCUCAUGUUGCUCGUGGUGGUCGGUGUGAUUCUCUUUGAGCAAGUGUGGCACUGGCUCGGGCACAAGCUGCAUCCGUACCCCAAGUACCACGAGAUGAUGCACAAGAUCACGAGUGAGCUCAUGAUUCUCGGCAUGUUGGGGCUAUUCGUGCACUUGUUCUCGGAGGCGUACUGGAUCGACUUCUACUCCAAGCCGGUCAAGGCGUUCAAGAUCGCGGACCAGACCAUCUUCUUCGUCGCGUGCUUCCUCAUCGCGCAGGCAGUGCUCAUCUUCUACGUCAUGCGCCAGAAGAACAUCAUGACCGACCAGAUCGAGCUCGUGUCGUCGCAUUACAUCUACCGAAAAGCCAAAGCCGCGCUUGACAAGGCCAACUACGCCAACUGGUUCCAGUACGAAGCCAAGAAGCGCCGCGCGCUGCGCGUGAUGCGGCACAAGAUCCUGCGGCGAUUCUUCCUCAGGACGUACAACCUGCCCGAGAUGUUCCAGUUCUCGUGGUACCUGCGCAUGCAGCAGGACUCGCAGAUCCAGCAUCUGAUUGACAUUGAGCUGACCCAGUGGCUGCUGCUGCUUCUCGUCUGGUGUGGCUUCAUCGCAGCCCACAACAGCUUGGAACGGAGCUUGGUUGUCCACGACGACGACGAACAGCCCAAGUACAUACGCGUGUACGUGUUUAUGGCGUUCGAGUUCGCCCUGUCCAUCGUGAUGGCACUCAUGUGGCUGUACAUUCGGCAAUGCAUGAACACUGUGUACAAGUACUUGGGCAUCUACAACAACAAGGACGUCCUCGCCAAGAUGCGCGAGUGCGCUGAAGAGGAGCGGCACACGCGGGAAAGUCAGGCAGCUUCCAUCGCCCACCUCGAACGACUGCACUACAACAUGGACAUGCGCGCGCACGGCCACCGCUUCUUCCUCGCGACGGACCAAGGCGUCCAGCUACUCAGUCUCGCGGUGCGCAAGUGUUUUCGACACGAGGCCAAGUCGGCUUCCCAUGUUCAGUUGGCGCACGGCGGCGAGUCCCCGCGCGACCACCAUCCUCGUCAUGGAGGUAGCCAGGCCAAGACGCUGUCAGAGCUCACGUCGAUCAAGUUGCCGCUGUUCUCGCGCAAGUUGCUCCAUUACUUUUUAAAGACGUUUCUUAUGCUCAACGGACUCUUUGCCGCCAUCGCGAUGAACUCGGUCGUGUACAUUUUACCAGACGUUCCAGACAUGGACUACACGGUGCUCGUGGUGCUGAUGGCGAUCCCGCUGCUCCUGAAUGCGUUCUAUGUGGGGCCGCGCCUCAUGCUCCAGUUUAUGACGUUAUCGACGCUGUGGCAACUCAACGCCGACAACGUGUCGCUCAUGGUGAGCCAGUACCUGAGCACGAUCGAGAAGAAGACGCACCUAGUUGACAGCAUCCGUGCCUUUCUCGACAAAACGCACCAAACUGUGGACGAUUUGCGCGGCGAUUUAGAAAGAAACGGCGGGACCCGCGACUAUAUCGACAUGGAGACGUUCCGAGUCGUGCUGGCCCAUUACGGGUGCCACGUGUCCCUGUUCAAGUUCAACGCGAUGAUCCGAUUGGUGUUUAAGACCAAGGGCGCGAUGGUUAACUACGAGCAGUUGCUGGGGCUGCUGGCGGGGGAAGUGGACGUCUGCAUCGAUCAGACAGUGGACAUGAUGGACAACCUAGACGACUUUGACUUUACACUGGACGAACAUGACAAGAAAGCCAAGGUGCUGGGUAGUGUAGCCGUGGACAUUGGGGCCAGACAACCGCUCCAACCGAUUGGUAUUGUGGCAACCCACGACGAAGACUUUGCCACCCCCGCCGCAGAUGGAGACCUUAUUCACGAUGCCUACUCGGAGCAGCGAUAAUAAUAAUCCAUAUAAAUAUAUAUAUUGUGGA